UUUUUAUUUAUAUGGUCUACGACAAGAAGUUUGGUGGUGACUUGAGAGAAUCAUGAAAUCUACAACUUGUGGAUGAGAAUUCCAGUUUUAUCACUUACUCUCUUCUUCGUCUCACACACAAUUAAGGGCACACUCUGAAGGAAGGCAAACAAGAACUAGUCAGUUUCUUUGUUUUAGACAACAAGAAUCUGUGAACUAACACAAAAACAUUGAAAGAAUGAUCUUAACAAUGAAACUUGUUCACCCUCUCCAUCACUCUUUGUCUUCCUCCAUUCCCUUUCCCUCAAGAAAAAGGCAAUCCAAACCGUACCGGUGCUCGUUACCUUCUCCCGGCUGCGAAAAGGUCAUCAGAACAGAGACUGUCCUGCCUCCGGCGCCGGUGAGUUGUGAAGGGAGAAGGGUCUUACUUGGAUGUCUUCUCGCUACAGCUUCUGGGAUUUUGUCAACUGGUUCAGCCGAGGCAGUAAGCACCAGUAGAAGAGCUCUACGUGCAUCCAAGUUACCGGAAAGCGAUUUCACGACUCUCCCCAAUGGUCUCAAGUACUAUGAUAUAAAGGUUGGCAAUGGAGCAGAGGCUGUGAAAGGAUCUCGGGUCGCAGUUCACUAUGUUGCAAAAUGGAAAGGGAUAACGUUCAUGACAAGUCGACAAGGACUUGGUGUUGGAGGUGGAACGCCUUAUGGGUUUGACGUUGGUCAAUCAGAGAGAGGCAAUGUUCUGAAAGGACUUGAUCUUGGUGUUGAAGGGAUGCGUGUAGGCGGUCAGAGAUUGGUGAUUGUUCCUCCCGAGCUGGCUUACGGGAAGAAAGGAGUGCAAGAGAUUCCUCCAAACGCUACGAUAGAGCUUGACAUUGAGCUGUUAUCAAUCAAGCAGAGUCCUUUCGGGACGCCAGUGAAGAUAGUUGAAGGCUAAAAGGACUAAUGAAGCCAACAUUGUACCAAGAUUUUCUGUGUACAUUCAGUAAAAAACUAUAAAAUUGAUCAAAGCUAUGGAAGAUUCAACUGUAUGAGAAGAAUCUGUUUAAUGGAUUAUACCGGCUAGUCCGGUUUUGUAACCGCUUUAUAACUGUGUCUCAUCACUCAAUUCAUACACUUUUGGCCGUUUUGCAAAACAUUGAAUCAAUUC
This is a messenger RNA of Arabidopsis thaliana (thale cress), 1123 nucleotides long. Its product is annotated as FKBP-like peptidyl-prolyl cis-trans isomerase family protein. NCBI's taxonomy places the organism in Eukaryota, Viridiplantae, Streptophyta, Magnoliopsida, Brassicales, Brassicaceae. Gene Ontology annotation, cellular component: chloroplast thylakoid lumen. The transcript is spliced from 10 exons. The record is from RefSeq and is marked reviewed. The coding region runs from base 218 to 910 and encodes 230 amino acids. Gene Ontology annotation, molecular function: peptidyl-prolyl cis-trans isomerase activity.